This is a messenger RNA of Coffea eugenioides, 555 nucleotides long. Its product is annotated as NADH-ubiquinone oxidoreductase chain 1-like. NCBI's taxonomy places the organism in Eukaryota, Viridiplantae, Streptophyta, Magnoliopsida, Gentianales, Rubiaceae. Bases 1 to 555 code for a protein of 184 amino acids. The transcript is spliced from 3 exons. The record is from RefSeq and is a predicted model, not a curated record. Gene Ontology annotation, cellular component: membrane. Gene Ontology annotation, biological process: aerobic respiration. Gene Ontology annotation, molecular function: NADH dehydrogenase activity.
AUGUCGUGGGGAAGGGUUCGGCUGAAAUUCUCGGCUUGUCCGUUGGCCUGGGGAUGUCCUACCAAGGUGAAGUGCUGUUUGAUCCCCAGGUUCUCGCACCAUGCCUUGAAAGGGUUGUCUGCAAACUGCUUUUCAUUGUCCGAGAUGAUGACCCGAGGGAGCCCGAAGCUGUAUUGUAGCUUCCUAAAUGCAAGAGAUUUAGAUGUGCAGCUACUAGUCUUAUCCUUGUCUCGGGGAGAUAUUUGGCUGGUAUUUUUAUCAGCAACUGCCAGAUUGGUGGGUCCUGGUGUAGUGGGAUUAUUUGGAUUGUUACAACCUCUAGCAGAUGGUUUGAAAUUGAUUCUAAAAGAACCUAUUUCACCAAGUAGUGCUAAUUUCUCCCUUUUAAGAAUGGCUCCAGUGACUACAUUUAUGUUAAGUCUGGUCGCUUGGGCCGUUGUACCUUUUGAUUAUGGUAUGGUAUUGUCAGAUCCGAACAUAGGGCUACUUUAUUUGUUUACCAUAUUUUCGCUAGGUGUUUAUGGAAUUAUUAUAGCAGGUUGGUCUAGUAAUUAA